Messenger RNA from Dentiscutata erythropus, 6835 nucleotides. NCBI's taxonomy places the organism in Eukaryota, Fungi, Glomeromycota, Glomeromycetes, Diversisporales, Gigasporaceae. The record is from the annotation of a GenBank genome assembly.
AUGAGUUACAAUGAUGACGAUGGUAAUAGUGAUAACGAAUUUCACGAUGCACCUGAAGAACAUGAAGAGAAUUUAACUACUAAUCGUGAGAUUUUAGUUACCUUUCAUGCUCAUCUGCCAAAAAACCUUGAUGAAACUGUGUGUCCUUUAGUGGUUGGCAAUAUUAACGAGUUAGGAAAAUGGAAAAGACCAGUUGUUGAAUUAUAUCAAACUGAUUUCGAGUCUACAUAUUGGGUUUCAGAUCCAGUCAAAAUUUAUAUAAGUGGUGAACUGCCUCUGUACAAAUAUGCAAUUUACAAACCACAAAAACCUCAAGGCUGGGUUUACAAAUUUUCUAACGCUGCCUCAACCUUUUUCUGGGGCGAUCAAACAAUUAUAAUGGAAGGUGAUUCGCCAAAAGAUAACCGUGUAUUGUUGUUACAUAGUGAAAACCAAUACGACGUAUGGAAAACAAACCAUUCCAAAAAGCUUUACAGCCCAGAUCUUAAUAAGGAUUUUAAAUUUGUUACUGUAAUAUACAAAUCUGUGACUUUUUUAGAAGAUUUCAAAGAAAAAGUUAUGGAAUUUCAAAUGCUUUUGAAAUAUCAUAAUGAACUGACCGUUCGGGCAAUUAGUAUAGAUUCAAUUCUCAAUUAUUUUUCAAAUGCAAGUAAUAAUUAUCAGAAGAUCUUAACCUGCGUUAUGUUGGCUUAUCAUAUCGAGAUUAUUCAACAAGAGACCAAUACUCACAUAAAUUUACGAGAAAAUUUUCCUUCUGACAAAUUACUACAAGUGCUACAAGAAGUACAAACAGAAAACUUUCUACCUACUAGCGCUAAAAGACCAUUUACUUUUGUAACUUCAGCUUUAGUCCGACAUAAUUCAUCAAAGCGCAAUUCAUUUGACUGGAUGAAAAUGUUUUCAGUUGCUCCUAUUCUUGAUUCAACCUAUACUUUCUUAUCUCAAAUUAAAAGACAUGAAUAUAAGAAUAAAAAUGACAUACAGAAUUUUCAUAAUUUAUUGCAAAAGAACGUAAAACCAUACGUUGAUACAAUCAAUGAUCCAUUUAUUUACCGAAAGGUUAUAAAGACUAUUAUCACAAUUUCUUUUUUCGGAAUGGAAUCAUGUGAUUUUCUGAUUAACAAAUUUAUUGGGAAAAACGUAGAUUUUGAGAUCGGUAAUUUCUUGCGUGAUGAUUAUAUUAGCAAACAUGUUGAUUCAGAUAAUCCAUGCGAAUUAGAAGAACAUUUUAAAUCCCUUACCAAAGAGCUUUGUGACGUAUGUUCACCCGCUUUUCGUAACAAAUUUAUUAAACUUAUUUGCGACGAUGGAUCAACAUGGAAUUCCAAAUACCUGGAUUCAUUAUAUAGGCUAUUUCCCCAAUUAUUUACUGAAGAGUCAGAAAUUUUGAAUAUGUUAGAAUUACUUUCCAAGUCGAAAAGUAUUGACUUGCUACAGGCAUUUCCAAAAUGGUUAAAAUUCAUUUUAAUUUCUAGAGAAAAUUUACAAAGAAAAAUUUCGCUUCUUUGUGUAACAUGGUACAAAACCAUAACAUCCACCACCCAACAGGGAAAAAAUAACAUUAUAAUCUUCAUGUAUGAACAACUUUUGGCUAUUUCAUUUGUUUUCAAAAAACGAUCCGAUAUUUAUAAACAACAAUUAGCAAAGAUCAUUGAAAUGAGAAUCACCAAUAUAUCAAACCAAUGGUUACUUCAAUCAAUAUCAAUUGUUGGCAAUUUCAACCUUGAAUAUUAUAUUCUUGAUGAUUUCAUCAAAAUUUUUAAAGAAAAACUAAACUCGCAUAUCAGCACUACUGACGAUAUGCUAAUUAAAACUAUUGUUCAAAUAUGUGAUUCAUCAGUCCAACCCUUGAAGGUUCCUAACCGGUUAUGUGAAAGUGCGAUCUGUCAUAUAUUGGAUGUAGUUAAUAACAAGGCAAUGAAAUCUGGAGAACUUAAUGUUAGUGAUGAUGAACAGCAAUUAUCAUUACUCAAAGCUUCUGAAUUUUGGUCAUUUUUAUUAAAUGCUACUGGCGAAGUGAAUGAACUUCAAGAACAUCCACAAAUGAAAUAUGUUCGUUCUCGGAUUAUUCAACUCGUUGAUGCAAUCAAAAGUAAAUCAAUUAAAAUGGGGUUACUUGAAUCGUUAACUGAGUUAACGAAUGGCGAAUUGAUCGGCUAUAUUAAUUCAGGUGUUGGGUAUGAUGAUGAGAUUACUGGCGGAAUGUUAGAUUUUCUUAGGGAAAAAUCGCAAGAACAUUCAGAAAUUGCCAAACAUCUAUUUUCUUUCUACUAUAAAUGGUGCAAUAAUACUGAUGAUUUUCGUUAUUACUUGAACGAUCUUACCAAUAAGAUGGAAUUAUUAAAGGAUGUAUCGCUUGAUGAUUUUACUUCUGAAGAUUAUUGGUUGCCACAUAAAGUGAUUAUUAAUAUCAGCCAAAAGGUUGAUCAAUUUAAAGAUUCCCAAACUUUUGCAAACAUGGUUAAAAAUAACGCGAAAGAUGAAGAUUUAGUAUCAAGUGUGUUGAAUGUUGCCAAAAUUUUUACGGAAACCGUGAUUGAACAAUAUCAAAAAACUUGUGAUAGUUAUAAAAAUUGGCAGAAUAUUAACUGUUCUAAAGCACGGAUCUUUUGGAAAGAUAUUACUAAAGAACAAGUUGGACAUGAACUUGAAAUAAUGGCUGGUGGCACUUCAUUGUAUCAACGACAUCAAAGGCAGAAUGAUCUGGUUGUUUCUAUAGAAUAUUUGGCUCUUAUUCCACCUUACAUCAUGCAACUUGGAUAUCUUAAGCAAGUUAUUGCCCGAUUUAAAGUAAGGGACGCAGAUAGAAGUUGGGUAGUUGAAAUAUUGAAAGAUUUAGAAAAUGAUGACAUGAGAUUAAAUAUGCUGCCCAAUAUUUUUCAAAAGCUUAAUAGGCAUUUAAAUGAACUCAAUGAGUGCACUUGGUCUGUAGUUAAAGAACUUAAUUUUGCGGAUGAAUUUAUUAAGUAUUUGCUUGAAAAUUUAAUUGGAAGUGAUCUAACAAAUCUUAUUAACGGUAAAUACUCAAUUCUAUUUAUGCAUGAAUUCAGACUACAUUUAAAAUCCCGAAGUUUUGCAAUUAUUGAAACUGUUGACGAUCAAUCGGACACAAAACUAUUACAAGAGAACACUGUAGCCGCAUUAAUAGAAGUCAACAAAGCAUUGAAUCCGUUAAAUAAAGAUGCCGCAAGAUUAUCGACUACUUCAUUUUUAAAAUGCUUGUCUGAAGUAUCACAAAAAAGCCCUUCACUCGCUGAAAAAAUAAGGUCUUGCGGAUCGCAUAAUUUGGCUUUACAGAAUAUGCAUCGUAAUAUAGCGAAACGAGGUGAAGUUACCAAAGAACGAAUUAAAAAUGCUGCAACAAUUGGUCUUUAUAUAUUUGAGCAUAAUGAACUAUCGAAUUCGUGUGAACUUACAUUAAAAUAUGAUACGACACAAAAUCAACAUGAUGAUGCACCUCGAGUUGUAGCAUCUUAUAAUAUAGCGGAAUUACACGAUCUUUGUGGUCGUGCACUCUUGAUUGGAAAAUCUAGAGCCUCCACUGAGCAUUCAAUUGAUGAUGAUGGUAAUGAAGAUAUCAGCGUGCUAAUGAAUCAAUUUAUUAUGCAAGUUGAUUUAGCACAUCAAAUUAUCACAGUAGCUUCAAGAUUGAUUCAAUAUGGACAUUUUCUUUAUCAAAAGAUGCAUGAAGAAGCUCAUGGAACCCUUAACUUGCAACAAUUGUUGGACAAAUUAACUAAUGACAUGGAAAAAUGGGAAAAAAUAGUUGAUAAAGCACAAAACGAUCAUUACUAUUUAACCUUCUUUUCUGCACGUCAUAUUCUAGCCUUUUAUGAUUAUUUUAGAAGUAUUGAUCAUGCGAAUAUUGAUGAAAAUAAUAAUUUCCAUGCAUCGAAUCAAGAAAUUUGUCAAAAUCUUGUUAAGUUCGUUAAUGAUAAAGCUAAAUUACCUCUAUUACCCAAUUGGAUUGGAGAAUGGCCAACUGUUCAAAGUGAGGCUGAUUUUUUACCGACUCUUCGCAAAAUUGGUGCUACACUCCAUAAAAUUUUUACCGAUAUUCCACCACGAAAUCGACCCAUUCCUGAUGAUGUUGAACCGAUUAUUGCUGAUACAGUUUUUAAAGGAAAAAUAUUCGUCGCAGAUUGUCACUCUCGCUCUUUGGUUCCAAAUGUAAUUUUAUCACUUUUUACCAAUCAUCGGUCUUUUCCUGAACCAUGGCAAAUUCUAAUUUGUCGAAGUACGACUACUGCGGAGGAGGUUUCGCUUUUUAUAAAACGUUCAUUUAUUGCUGCGAAAAAUGGUUACAAAGACUAUUUAUUUUGCAUUGCAAAUGUCGAAUUCUUAGAUUUCGAACUACAAUAUAAUCUAGUUAAAACAAUCCGCAUUUUUCAAAAAGAAGAAACGAAUUAUCUUUUAGCUUUGGUUUGUACACGAGAAAAGGCCACGAAUCAUCACAUAUUAGAUCAAUUUUCUGAAAAUAUUCAUCCUACUAAUGGUCUUAAUUUAGAGUCUAUGAAAAUUUUAUAUUCUAAAAUUUGUAGUGAUGCUAUGUGCGUGACUUCAAAUAUGUCUGGGCAGGGCAAAACAGAAUGGAUUAAAAAAUCAAGCUUUAGUUUCAGAAAAGCUCCACGAACUUUAUUAAUCAGUGAUAAUGUAAAUUUUGGGACACUAGUUCGGCAAUUGGCUAAUUGUAAAUUGAGUGCUUUUGAAAGUUUACACCUCGAUAUUACUCUUGUAACUUAUCCUCAUGAAAUUAAUUUCUUUCUGUUUGAAUUAUUAACACUUGGCGUAGUUUCCAAUGAAUUAGAUAUAGUCCAUUUGUCUCAAGCUUUAAUAUUUAUUGAAAUUGCGUCAACAAUUGAGCAAUAUUUAUUUGAUUCGCUUUCUUUAAUUAAAUAUAUACGUAGACAACACAUCGAGUGGAAUUUGGAAAAUUUCAUAGUAUCUCGUCAUUUAAACAGUCCAAUUCAAAUUGUUUCAUAUUAUAUGGAUGUUCAUUCUCGUGGCGGCCUUGAUGACACAAACAUUCGUUUUAUAGGGAGCGAGGCAGUCAAAGAACCAUUACCUGCUGAACGUUGUCGAAAAUUAUUAGAACAUUACUUUUUCAGUGACCAAUUGGACAAUGUCUUUUCUUAUCGAUUCUUGGAAAUUUUUAUUAACGUAUUAGCCGAUCAAUUAGUUCGAUUAUCUGCUAGUUCUUUCUUUCAAGUUGAACAAUUACAUGUAAUGACUCAAGAAAAAAAUAUUCGUUCAUCACUUUUUGAAAUAUUGGUUUCUUGCUCUAAAGAAUUUGCUACACGAGCAAUCAAGGCUAAGGAUAUGCAAAAAGAAAACAUUAAAAAAGAAAAUAAUCAAGAAGUUGAUACUGCACGACUUGGGAAUAUAGUUCAAUGGGAUGAUUCUAAUCAUCUUGUUGUUGUGUUUUUGUCACAGAUGCCAGAUUCUAUAUGUGCCCUUUAUCGUGAAAAAAGUAAAGUACCUGGUAAUGUUAAAAAUUUAUUAAAAAGUCAAGAUGCUGAAUUGCAAGAAUAUUAUAAAAUGAAACCAGAAAUGUUGUUGGAACAACUGGAACGACUUGCAAGGAGAAAAAUGCACAAGCUAAAAGACUUACCUGAAUACGCAUUAACGAUAGAGAAUCUCUUAAAAAUGGCAAUGAUUUUAUUAAGAUCUCGUGCAAAUAUUCCGGUAGUCUGUUGUGGAGAGGCUGGCUGUGGCAAGACUAGUUUAAUCAGCUUCUUGUCAAUGAUCAUGGAAGUUAAUUUUAAAGCAUUAAAUCUCCAUGCAGGAGUUCAUGAGAAAGAUAUUCUAGAAUUUAUGGUAAAGGCCACAGAACUCGCGCUAGAAGGUGAAACAUGGAUUUUCUUUGAUGAAAUAAAUACUUGCGACCACAUUGGAAUGCUUGGAAGUUUAAUUUCACACAGACUUCUUAAUGGAAAGAAAAUACAUCCUAAUAUUAGGUUAUUUGCCGCCUGCAAUCCUUACCGAUUAAGAACUAAGGCACAAAGUAAUGUAGGUUUAUCAGCAAAACUAUACGAAGAAAAAGGAAAUUUGGUUUACCAAGUACAUUCGAUGCCUGAUCAAAUAUUAGACUACGUUUGGGACUAUGGCCAUCUCAAAGCAGAUGAUGAGCAAAAUUAUGUUGUGAUUAUGGUGAAAACUCAGAUAAACCAUCCAUUUUUUGCCGAGUUAUUAUGCGCGUCACAAGCAUUUAUUCGUAAAGUUGAGGAGCCAUUUAGCGUUAGUUUAAGAGAUGUGAAACGUGCUAUCAAGCUUUUUAAGUUUUUUCAGAAUGAAUUUAGUAAAAUUAAUUACGCACAAAAUUAUAGCAAAAUUAUAUCUCCUGAAACUCGUUCAUUGGUGUUGGCCCUUGGUUUAUGUUACCUUUUUAGGCUUCAUGACCAAUCUGAACGUAAAGAAUAUCGAAAAGAAAUGAUUGGAAUCAUGGAAAAGUAUCAAAAAAUUGAUGUACCUCGAUACAAAAACCAACAAUCCAAAGAUUUUUUUGAAUAUAUCAUUUCACAAGAACAAGAAAAUUAUUUUAAACGUAUGCGACGUCCCGAAGGAACUGCAGCAAAUGAAGCUCUUUUAGAAAAUCUUCUUGUAAUGAUUGUUUGUAUACAAACACGAACACCAGUUUUCAUAAUUGGUGCACCAGGAAGUUCAAAAUCUUUAGCAGUGCGUAUUAUUAGUAUGAAUCUUCGAGGAGCGGAUUCAAAUGAUUCUUACUUUCGAACCUUACCUCAAGUCUAUAUGAUACCUUAUCAAGGUUCAAGUUCGUCAACUUCUGAAGGAAUUACUAAAGUUUUUCAAACUGCUGAAAAUUACCAACAAACUA